Molecule: messenger RNA, 1809 nt
Organism: Saccoglossus kowalevskii
Lineage: Eukaryota; Metazoa; Hemichordata; Enteropneusta; Harrimaniidae
Product: NXPE family member 4-like
Source: RefSeq, a predicted model, not a curated record
UUUAACAGUUUACCGCAGGCAACCUACAGUAAGCGCCGUGGUACUAUUUUCAUACAGGUAACCGCUAUGGGACAUGAUAUUAGUGUAUCAGCCCCUCUUUGGAGGAAUGCCGUUGUUAGGUUGUUUGGUAUAUUUGUAUGCGGAAUUGUUCUCGGAAUGGGAUUGUGUAAAAUGGUGAUGACUGAUCAAAUAACACGUCACAUGAUACGGCGAGAUGAUCGAUCCGGUCUAUCUCAACUGAUCAAUCAAUUCGAUGACCCAAUGACUCCAAGUAGCGAACGAGUAGCAGAAAAGAACAACGUGAGUAACUUUGAAUACGACAGUUACGGCCGUUAUGGUCUGGAUUGGACAGGUAUUGUAGCUGAACUGGAGUGGAUGUACCGUCACAAUAAAGAGAAAUCUGAACACAAAAAACUUACAUUGGUUAAUUUUGAAAUCGGUAAAGCGUCGUCUGGGCAGACUUCGUUGGACCAUACUAAAUUGAAUCUUCUUAAUAACAAAAUACAACAUCGAAAUAUGGUCCACGUAGUCAUACAGGCGUACGAUGACUAUAAUAACAAGCAGUGUCGAGGUGGUGAUUUUUUCUCCGCUGUUAUGUCCAAUGAGAAGCUACAACAGAGUACUUCCGGUAGAGUGUUGGAUUAUGGGAAUGGCACAUAUUCAGUGUUAUUUUAUGCUGCAUGGACAGGAGAUGCCGAGAUAAACAUCGUGCUCACCUCAACCAGAGAAGUAAAUGAUUACCUCCAAAAAAUGUUAAAAAGAAAAGUUACCAUGCAUUUAGGUGCUAUAUACAAGGAUGGUACACAUACAGAAGAAACCAAAUGUUCUAUUGUCAGCAAAGUCCCAUGGGAAAAGAAAUGUGAAUAUAGAAAUCCUUCGGCGUUUGGAAAUACUGUGAUAUUAUGCGACAAACCAGAAAACAUUGCCUGUGAAAAAUUGGUGAAUAUUAGUUCCGGUGUCCCACAGUCCGGUGACCUCACCAGUGCCGAAAUGCAAGCACUUACUCUACUGUAUGAAGGAAAGAAUUCAAACCCCCGGAUAAAAGGAACACCCAUCAAAAUUAAAAUUGUCGGCUCUGAUCUAUCCACUCCAGCACUGCCGCCGUGUGGUCCUGAUUUACCGAUUCCUGUAUCCGAUGGCUAUUGGGUUGACAACGUUACAUUCAUUCCGAUGGUUUGCCAAAGUCAACAGUGGGAUAAAAAUACAGGAGAAAUAUGUUUGUCAAAAAAGUUGAUCAGAGUUUACGGUGACGCAACAUUGAACGGCGUGCAAACGUACUUGAAACACAAUUUCAAAGCAGACAUUCACUAUCAAUUUGAUGCUCCGAGGAUCGGUGGUUCCCCAGUCCCUGUUGAACGAAUGGUGUUGGAGAGUGAUUAUCUUGAUGAUAUUUCACAAGCUGAUUGUAGCGCAAAACAAGUUGUGGUUAUUCUAUCCUUAAUGUACCAUUUCCGUUGGUGGUCGAACUCUGCGUACAUAGACAGAAUCUUUCAUGCCAAGCUAGCGGUUCAACGGUUAAUGGUCAGAUGUCCAGAUGCAAUAGUCUUGGUCAAGUUGGCCCAUCCCAUUGACGGGAUGAAUGUUGCCCCACCACGAAAGAAUAAUUGGAUUUUAUAUGAUAUGAAUAGAAUUACGCGUUAUAUUUUCCGAGAUAUCGGAGUAAGUUUUAUUGAAGUGUGGGACAUGGUUCAAUCUCAUUUCAAUAUGCCUGUGGUACAUUUAUCACCACAUAUUGUACAACAAGAAGUCAAUUUGAUUAUGUCUUAUAUUUGUCCAGAUAUGGUUAAAAAUUCCGAUAUUGAUAGUUAG